This is a messenger RNA of Condylostylus longicornis, 3265 nucleotides long. RefSeq lists its product as uncharacterized. The coding region runs from base 77 to 3265 and encodes 1062 amino acids. Gene Ontology annotation, molecular function: UDP-glycosyltransferase activity. Lineage: Eukaryota; Metazoa; Arthropoda; Insecta; Diptera; Dolichopodidae. The record is from RefSeq and is a predicted model, not a curated record. The transcript is spliced from 6 exons.
AAUUCAAAUUUAUUGCAGUUCAAAUUUGUCUGCGAAGAUAAGAACCCAGAUAGAACGUUAACAAUUUCACAAAAAAAUGAAUUUAAAAAUAAUACUUUUAAUUUUUAUGGGUUGCUUAAUGCAAAUACCAUGGAGUGAUUCAGCAAAAAUUUUGGGAUUAUUUACAUCACAGAGUAAAUCUCAUGCAAUAAUUCAUAUGUCAGUGGCAAGAGCACUAAUCGAAAAUGGACAUAAUUUAACAAUUGUCACCACAAUUGAUUUGAACGAAUCAAAUAAAAAUUUUCGACACAUUAAAGUUCCGGGAACCGACAUUCACAAUUUAAUAAAAAAUAUGACACAAAUGAGUACGACUGAAAAAUUUUUUCAUUUCUUUCAUUUGCUUAGCGAAAUGAUGGACAAUUCAAGAGUGGCUUUACAAAGUGCAGAAAUGCAAAAAUUGAUGAAGGAAGAGUCUUUUGAUUUAGUGCUUUUGGGCUAUUUUGUUAAUGAAUAUGAAGUUGGUGUUGCAGCACAUUUUAAAUGUCCUACCAUUAUUAGUUGGAUGGGGGAACCACUCUAUGCGUUAAACAGUUUGGUAGGAAAUCCCAAUGAAAUUUUGUCUAUUCCUCAUCCCGUGUGGGGAGGUAUAGAGAAAAACAUGGGUUUCUUUGGCAGAGUAAAGAAUGUUUUCCUAGGUAUUGUCGAUCAUAUAUUAUGGCGGACAAUACGUAUGACUUAUAAGAGUUAUUAUGUAGAACUAUUUCCACCAGAAAAAUAUCCCUCAUACGAAGAAGCAUUAAAAAAUGUGUCAUUAAUUUUAAGUAACUAUCAUUUUUCUCAGGGUCCAAUUAGAGCCGAUGUUCCCGCCGUGAUACAAAUAGGAGGAAUUCAAAUUGAAGAAAACCCAAAAAAAUUACCAGAGAAAAUUCAAAAACACCUCGAUAGCGCUGGGAAAGACGGAGCAAUAUUUUUCAGUUUAGGUUCAAAUGUUCGUUCAGCUGAUUUAGGUGCAAAUGCUUCUACUGCCAUAUAUAAUGUUUUAUCAUCAUUAAAGCAAAAAGUUGUUUGGAAAUGGGAAACAGAUGAUUUACCAGGAAAAUCGAAAAAUAUUUUAUUUGAAAAAUGGCUUCCACAAAAUAGUGUUUUAGCACAUCCUAACUUAAAAUUAUUUAUUACACAUGGUGGAAGAGGAAGUGUUGUUGAAUCAGAAUAUUUUGGUGUGCCAAUGAUCGGUUUACCAGUUUUUGGUGAUCAAUCAGCAAACGUUGAUCAAUUGGUUGAAGCUGGAUAUGGUCUUCGUUUAGAUCAUUCAGUAUUAACAGAAGAGAAUUUAAGGGAUGCAAUUAAUAAAAUAUUUACAGAUUCAAAAUAUAGUGAAAAUAUAAAACGAUUCAGAGAUUUAUUUCGUGAUAGACCAAUGACACCUAAAGAAAGUGCGGUUUAUUGGGUGAAUUAUGUGUUGAGACAUAAUGGAGCAAAACAUAUGCAAAGUGCUGCCGUUCAUAUGUCAUUUUAUCAGUUGAUGGGUUUGGAUGUAUUAGCUUUUAUCGGGAUUUUAUUGUAUGUGUGGCUCAAAUUAACAAUAUUUACUUGCAAAUUAUUAUGGAGAGCGUCCUGCUACGUUUUGUGUUGUAAAUGUUUUAGAAAAUCUGGUGACAAUAAUAAAAAGGCUAAACUAAAACCUAAAAAGGAAUACAAAGUAAUUCUUAUGGCAAUAGCAUUUUUAACAACUCAAAUAUCAUUUAGUGAAUCUGCAAAUAUUUUAGGAUUAUUUACAUCACGUAUUAAAUCGCAUGUAAUAAUUUAUAUGUCUGUAGCAAGAGCAUUAAUAGAACAUGGACAUAAUCUUACAAUCGUAACAACUGUAGAUUUAGAGGAUUCAAAUUCAAAUUAUCGACAUAUAAAAGUUCCAGGAUCAGAUUAUCAAAAUAUUAUUGGAAAAAUGGUUAAUUUUACAUUGACUCAAAGAUUAUUGAACACUUUCAAUGUGUUUAGUAUAAUGAUGGAAAAUUCAAGAGUUGCUUUAAAGAGUUUGGAAAUGAAAAAUUUAUUAAGUGAAAAUUCAUUUGAUUUAAUACUUUUGGGUUAUUUUAUGAAUGAAUAUGAAAUUGGUGUUGCAGCACAUUUUAAAUGUCCUGUUGUAUUAGUUUGGAUGAUACAACCAUAUCAGCCAAUUAAUACUAUUGUUGGCAAUCCGAGUGAAAUGAUGUAUAUUCCGAAUCCAGUAUGGGUUGGAAAAAUUGAAAUGAAUUUCUUUGGCAGAAUGAAGAAUGUUCUGUUUAGUCUUGUUGACAAUGUUUUAUAUUGGAAUUUGCGGAGAAAAUAUACAGAAUACUAUAAUGAACUAUUUCCACCUGAAAAAUAUCCACCCUACGAGGAAACUUUAAAAAAUAUUUCAUUAGUUUUAAGUAACUAUCACUUUUCGCAAGGUCCGGUUAGAGCUGAUGUUCCAGCAAUAAUACAAAUUGGUGGAAUUCAAAUUGAAGAGAACACCAAACCGUUACCAGAGGAUAUAAAAAAUCAUUUAGAAAAUGCUGGCAAAAACGGUGCAAUAUUAUUUAGUUUAGGAUCAAAUGUUAAAUCAAAUGAUUUAAAUCCAAAUACUAUCAAUAUUAUUUUCAAAGUAUUAACAUCUUUGAAGCAAAAUAUUAUAUGGAAAUGGGAUUCUGGGCAAGUACCAGGAAAUUCUAAAAAUAUAUUAUUUAAAAAUUGGAUUCCACAAAAUGAUAUUUUAGCACAUCCUAAUUUAAAAUUAUUUAUAACACAUGGUGGUAAAGGAAGUGUUGUUGAAUCAGAAUAUUUUGGUGUACCAAUGAUUGGUUUACCAAUUUUCGGUGAUCAAAUAUCAAAUGUUGAUGAAUUUGUUGAAGUUGGUUAUGGUUUACGUUUAGAUUAUAAAAGUUUAUCAGAAUUAGAAUUAAAAAAUGCGAUUAAUGAAAUUCUACUAAACCCAAAAUAUAGUGAAAAUAUAAAAAAUUUUAGUAAAUUAUUUCGUGAUCGACCAAUGACACCAAAAGAAACUGUUGUUUAUUGGGUGAAUUAUGUACUAAGACAUAAUGGAGCAAAACAUAUGCAAAGUACAGCAGUUCAUAUGCCAUUUUAUCAGUUGAUGGGUUUGGAUGUACUAAGUUUUAUCGGAAUUGUACUUUACUUAUUUUUGAAAUUAAUUAAAUUCUUAUGUAAAUUAUUAUGGAAAAUAUUUUGUUAUGUUCUAUGUUGUAAAUGUUUUGGAAGAUCUGUUAAAAAUUAUGAGAGCAAUCAAUUAAAAUCUAAAAAAGAAAUUUGA